AGGAGCCCCCGGAGCCCCCCGAGGAGGAGAGCGGGGGACAGUGGGUGGUGGCCGAGCUGGUGGCCCUGGAGCAGGAGCAGGCCCGGCUGGACGCGCAGGCCCCGGAGCUGGAGCGGGAACUGCGGACACUGAUGGACAGCGGCGCGGACCCCGCCCGCGAGGAGCGGCUGCUCCGGGAUUGGUUCUCGCUGGUGCAGCAGCGGAAUUUGCUGGUGCGGCGACAGGACCAGCUGCAGCUGCUGGCGCAGGAGCGGGACCUGGAGCGGCGCUUCGAGCUCCUGAGCCGGGAACUGCGGGGGCUGCUGGGGACAGAGGAGUGGCAGAAGCCCCCGGCCCAGCGCCAGCGCGAGCAGCUCUUACUGGAGGAACUGGUGGCACUGGUGAACCGGCGGGACCGGCUGGUGCGGGACCGGCACCGCCGCGAGACCAGGGCGCAGGAGGAGGAUGAGGAGCUGGAGCGGAGCCUCGACCCCCGGCGCCGCCGCUUCGGCCGCAGGGAAACGUGCGGGAUCUGCUGAGGGACCCCCGGAACUCCCCCCGGGACCCCCAAAACCCCGGGACACCCCCCGGGACCCCCAAAACCCCGGGACACUCCCCAGGACCCUCAAACCCCCCCAGGACCCCCGCGGGAGCCCACCGGUACCGUCCCCGAUCCCGGCGGACGCGGCAAUAAAGGAG
Pseudopodoces humilis (Tibetan ground-tit) is the source of this 678-nucleotide messenger RNA. Lineage: Eukaryota; Metazoa; Chordata; Aves; Passeriformes; Paridae. The record is from RefSeq and is a predicted model, not a curated record.